This is a messenger RNA of Poecilia reticulata (guppy), 607 nucleotides long. NCBI's taxonomy places the organism in Eukaryota, Metazoa, Chordata, Actinopteri, Cyprinodontiformes, Poeciliidae. The record is from RefSeq and is a predicted model, not a curated record.
ACAGGUCUCUACUCUAUGACCCCUCUGAACGAGGUGGCGGCCCCUCCUCUUGGCAUGGCCACUCGCCUCUGCUUCUCCGUAGAGUAUCGUCACAGCAGCGAGCAGCUCGUGGUCUCCUUGCUCCGYCUCAGCAACCUCCUUCCCCGUUUCCACAGCAACAUGACGCUGGUGGAGCUGCGGCUUCUUCCCGAUGACCGGAGGCCCCGGCAGGCUAAGGCCCGGGGGACGGGGCCCGACCCAGAGUUUAACGACUGCUUGAUUUUUCAGGUAUCAGCAGUGUGUGUGUCGCAGAGCACGCUGAGUGUGUGUGUGCUGAGUGUAGAGAAAGAYGGUAAACGGCACGCCGUGGGCAGAGUGUUGUUUCCCCUGGAAGGGGAGCUCGGUCAGGCCGGCAGAGUUCUGUGGAGGGACCUUGACCCUGAGGAGGAGACGCAGUGUUCGGAGCUGGGCGAUGUGCAGAUAUCCCUUAGCUACAGUUCGGCCCUGCAGCGGCUCUCGCUGGUGGUCCUGGGAGCUCGAGGCCUUCAGCUGCUCACAGACGCAGGUGGGCUUGCAGAUACACACUCAGAUGGUGAAGACGAAGCGUAGCUGUGUGGUGAAAGGCGAA